GCCCUGGCGCGGCGGCGGCGGCGGCGGCGGCCAUGGCCGGUGGGCCGGGCCCGGGGGACCCCGCGGCCCCCGGCGCCCAGCACUUCUUGUACGAGGUGCCGCCCUGGGUCAUGUGCCGCUUCUACAAAGUGAUGGACGCCCUGGAGCCCGCCGACUGGUGCCAGUUCGCCGCCCUGAUCGUGCGCGACCAGACCGAGCUGCGGCUGUGCGAGCGCUCCGGGCAGCGCACGGCCAGUGUCCUGUGGCCCUGGAUCAACCGCAACGCCCGCGUGGCCGACCUCGUGCGCAUCCUCACGCACCUGCAGCUGCUCCGCGCGCGGGAUAUCAUCACGGCCUGGCACCCUCCUGCCCCCCUUCUGCCCCCCGGCACCAGCACCCCGAGGCCCAGCAGCCCCCCUGCACCCUCUGAGGCCGAGGCCCUCCGCCCCCGGAAGUUGCAGACGUCAGCCUCCACACUCCCCUCCCCAGUUUUUCCAGGCUCCCAAACCCAUUCUGGGGCUGAGCUGGGUCCUGUCCCAAGCCCUGCUGCCCUCCAGCCACCACCACCAUAUCCAGACCCUUCCUCUACCAAGCCUAACCGGGAGAGCCCAGUGUCCCUCCUGCAGGGGGCCCACCCCUCUCCGUUCUGCUGGCCCCUCACUGAGAUUUCCCAAGGCACCCACAACUUCUCAGAGGAGCUGAAGAUCGGGGAGGGCGGCUUCGGGUGUGUGUACCGGGCCGUGAUGAGGAACACGCUGUAUGCUGUGAAGAGGCUGAAGGAGGGGGCAGACCUGGAGUGGACCACAGUGAGGCAGAGCUUCCUGACCGAAGUGGAGCAGCUGUCUCGGUUUCGUCACCCAAACAUCGUGGACUUUGCCGGCUACUGCGCCGAGAGUGGCUUCUACUGCCUCGUCUAUGGCUUCCUGCCCAGUGGCUCCCUGGAAGACCGCCUCCACUUCCAGCUCAGGUCACGACCUCACGGUUCGUGGGUUUGA
This is a messenger RNA of Lynx canadensis (Canada lynx), 974 nucleotides long. It is a transcript of the gene IRAK1, whose product is annotated as interleukin 1 receptor associated kinase 1. Gene Ontology annotation, cellular component: plasma membrane; nucleus; cytoplasm. The transcript is spliced from 8 exons. Lineage: Eukaryota; Metazoa; Chordata; Mammalia; Carnivora; Felidae. Bases 33 to 974 code for a protein of 313 amino acids. Gene Ontology annotation, molecular function: protein binding; protein kinase activity; ATP binding. Gene Ontology annotation, biological process: interleukin-1-mediated signaling pathway; protein phosphorylation; intracellular signal transduction. The record is from RefSeq and is a predicted model, not a curated record.